AUGCGCGUCUCUGGCACUGCAGCUGCAAUUGCCUACGCGGCCCUCGCCGCUGCCAAAGCCACCCAGGAUGCGCCCGUCAUAAAUGGCAAUCCUGCCGGCGUCCGCUACAAGGCUGUCCUGCCCGAGACUCCGUUUUUCCCCGUGGAGGGCCUGACGGGCAAUGUCAAGGGUGUCAUCAUCGCCGAGACGCCGGCCGACGGCGUCGGAGUUAAGUUUACGGUUGAAUUUUCGAACCUGCCCAAGUCUGGCGGUCCUUUCCCGUACCACAUCCACGUCGACCCCGUGCCCUCGGACGGCAACUGCACCAAGACGCUGGCUCACCUGGACCCUUACAUCCGUGGCGAGGACCCGGUUUGCGAUUCCACGGCCCCCGAGACCUGCCAGGUCGGCGACCUCAGCGGCAAGCACGGCAAGAUCACGGCAGACCCGUUCCAGGUCCAGUACGUGGACAAGUUCAGCUCGCUCAAGGAGGGCGAGGGCUCCUUCUUCGGAAACAGGUCGUUCGUGCUGCACUUUGGCAACAAGACGCGCAUCAGCUGCGCCAGCUUCGUCAAGGUUCACGGGUCUGACACAAAUACGACCACGACCAAGACCAAGUGCCCGACACACGCUCCGACGACGGUUCCCGUGUCGUCAGGGGUCGGCACAGGCUCGCCUACGGCGCCGACUGCCACGGGUGCCCCGCCGACGAGCACCGUCGUGCCCAUUGCGGCCGCGGCGCUCUCGAGCGUAUCCCUGCCGCUCAUGGUGGUGGCUGCGGCGGCAGCCUUCUUUGCGCUGUGA
This is a messenger RNA of Purpureocillium lilacinum, 783 nucleotides long. RefSeq lists its product as uncharacterized. Lineage: Eukaryota; Fungi; Ascomycota; Sordariomycetes; Hypocreales; Ophiocordycipitaceae. Gene Ontology annotation, biological process: superoxide metabolic process. Gene Ontology annotation, cellular component: extracellular region. The record is from RefSeq and is a predicted model, not a curated record. Gene Ontology annotation, molecular function: copper ion binding.